AUGGGAGACGCUGGAGACACCAUGGCUACGAAGCCAGUAUUGUUCUUCGACAUCGACAACUGUCUAUACCCGAGGAGUACCAGGGUCUUCGAGCUCAUGGCUGAUCUGAUCGACAAGUACUUCUCGACUCAUCUCGGGUUAGCUCAUGAAGACGCUGUGAGACUGCACCGGGAAUACUACACCAACUACGGCCUGGCCAUAGAAGGACUAGUUCGACACCACGAGAUCGAUCCACUCGACUACAACGCCAAGGUGGACGACGCGCUUCCACUCGAAGACAUCAUCAAGCCAGAUGCCGAGCUGCGUCAACUCCUCGAGUUUAUUGAUAGGAGCAAAGUCCGGGUAUGGCUCCUGACGAACGCUUACGUGACACAUGGAAAGCGUGUUGUCAAGCUGCUGGGCGUAGAUGACCAAUUCGAGGGUCUGACCUUUUGCGACUAUGCUCAGGUGCCGUUCCUGUGCAAACCUCAGCGUGGCAUGUAUGACAAGGCCAUGAAGGAAGCAGGGGUACAAAGCUAUGAGAAUUGCUACUUUGUCGAUGACUCGUAUCAGAACUGCGUUGCGGCGAAAGACGUUGGGUGGAACGUCGCCCACCUCGUGGAGGAGGGAUUGCCGCUUCCUGAGAAGCAGGCAUCACAGCACCAGAUCCGACACUUGCGCGAAUUGCGCGACGUAUUUCCACAGUUCUUCAAGGCAACUUGA
This is a messenger RNA of Emericellopsis cladophorae, 702 nucleotides long. RefSeq names its product pyrimidine nucleotidase. The transcript is spliced from 4 exons. Gene Ontology annotation, biological process: pyrimidine nucleobase metabolic process; nucleotide catabolic process. Gene Ontology annotation, molecular function: nucleotidase activity. Bases 1 to 702 code for a protein of 233 amino acids. The record is from RefSeq and is a predicted model, not a curated record. NCBI's taxonomy places the organism in Eukaryota, Fungi, Ascomycota, Sordariomycetes, Hypocreales, Bionectriaceae.